AUGUUCAACGUUUUCAGCACCAUACUUACAGUGUCAAGAUUCCACAAAGAUGCUUUCAAUGGCACCUGGGUUAAAUGUCUGGCGGGCAUCAAGGCAUGGUUCUUUCUUGAUCCGAGUGCCGAAGAAGGAGACUUCGAGACACCUGCUCCGGAGAACAUUCGGUGUAUCUUGCUAUUUCCUGGUGACGUUCUAUACAUGCCAGCAGGUCUUUCGGUACCGCAUGCCGUAGUCACUGUGUGCGGACCUUGUCUCAUGGCUGGAGGUCAAAGACUAGACAAAACAAGCCUUAUACCGCAACUCAAAGAGAUUUACAGGAUGAUGCGCGAGCCCAGCACUACCAACGAGGAUGUACCCAGAUCUGAGUUCAGAGCUAUAUUAAGUACCCUACUCACCCUCAUCAAGGAAGAUCCCAAGGACUUCGAAGAUCCAAAAGGCCUCAGAGAUACAAUCGUGAGUAUCCAAGCUUGCCUUCAAAACUAA
Molecule: messenger RNA, 480 nt
Organism: Aureobasidium pullulans EXF-150
Lineage: Eukaryota; Fungi; Ascomycota; Dothideomycetes; Dothideales; Saccotheciaceae
Exons: 1
Coding region: 1-480 (159 amino acids)
Source: RefSeq, a predicted model, not a curated record